GUGAGCUGUGAUUGGUCAUAGCUUGUCACAUGGUACAAGGCUUUUAUUUCACACAUAGUAAGCAAUGAUGUCAGAAGUGACAUCUUGCUUACUACUUUGCAUGUGAUCACUGAUUGGCCAAUCAGUGAUCACAUGAUCGGGACCUCGUACAGAGGUCCCGUCCGACGAUCGGUGUUUCACUGUGUCCCAGGGGAGCGCGCACAAGCAGGGUGCGGGGAGGCCGUUUAUAGACGGCCACCCGACCCUGCAGUGCCACCGUCCGGCCGUUUAUAUACAACGGCCGGUCGGGAAGUGGUUAAGAUGCCAGCACUGAUGAAAGAAGACUGUGGGUGAAACCGGCUAGGAUGAG
Molecule: messenger RNA, 349 nt
Organism: Staurois parvus
Lineage: Eukaryota; Metazoa; Chordata; Amphibia; Anura; Ranidae
Source: the annotation of a GenBank genome assembly